This is a messenger RNA of Linum tenue, 345 nucleotides long. NCBI's taxonomy places the organism in Eukaryota, Viridiplantae, Streptophyta, Magnoliopsida, Malpighiales, Linaceae. The record is from the annotation of a GenBank genome assembly.
AUGGAGGCGCGGGAGCUGUACUGGGAGGCGAUCGCCGGCAAGGGAUCGGGGUCGGAGUUGAAGCAGGCGGAGGAGUUGCUGGUGAGGAGCGUGGAGAAAAAUGGUGUGGUAGGGGAGCCGCGCGUGGUGCUGGCGCAGGUUUAUCUGAGUGGAGGAAGGUUCGAGGAGGCGGAGAGGGAAGCGGCGAUUGGGCUGAGGCUGAUUUUGGAGUGGGGGAGCGCGUGGGAUAAGCGGGUGUCUUGGGAAGGUUGGGUUGCUUGGGCCAGGAUUCUGCUGAUGAAGGCUAAAGAGAAGUUCUGGCCCAACACCGCUUGGGGCGUCUCCAGUUUGGGCCUCGUCAGGUAG